Molecule: messenger RNA, 4465 nt
Organism: Halteromyces radiatus
Lineage: Eukaryota; Fungi; Mucoromycota; Mucoromycetes; Mucorales; Cunninghamellaceae
Product: L-aminoadipate-semialdehyde dehydrogenase
Exons: 4
Coding region: 78-4328 (1416 amino acids)
Biological process (GO): L-lysine biosynthetic process
Molecular function (GO): L-aminoadipate-semialdehyde dehydrogenase [NAD(P)+] activity; phosphopantetheine binding
Source: RefSeq, a predicted model, not a curated record
CUUUUUAUAUAGUUUAUAGCAUAGACAUAUUUUUUUAUUUUAUUUUAUUUAUAUAUACAUACACAUAUUCAACAAUUAUGGUGAAUGCUACAGAAUCAUUAUCCUCUUCUUCUUCUUCUGACACUCAACUAUUGAAAGGUUGGAAGACACGAUUGGCAAGUUUAGCUGAUUUACAAGUACCAACAGAUUAUCCUCGACCAUUACCUUCUCGUUCAGUGGAAGAAGUACAAACUUGUGAAUUACCUGAAAAUACAUUACUUAGUAUUCUUCAACUGUCUAUCAAUCAAAAGGCUACUCCUUAUUCUAUUUUAUUGGCUGCUUUUGCUGUACUGUUACAACGUUAUACUGGCGAUGAAGAAUUCGCCGUGGGUUCUUCUUCUUCUUCUGGUAAUCCUCUUGUACUUCGUUUAUCUGUGGAUCCUACAAAUCCUUUUCAACGUAUCGUGGAAAUGGUACAAAAGGUUGAACAAGAAUCUUUGGAAAAUGAAGUACCUUUUGAAACAUUGGUAAAUUAUAUGCAUCAAGGCACUGAUCCUGAUAGUCGACGACCUCUUUUCCGAGUCUGCUUUUACAAUGAAACCGAUACACCAUCACAAACACAAUUAUCCUUCACUUCAAGUAAUGCAGAUAUCACUGUUUUUAUUACUUCGGAUACCUCCAGCUCAUUGCGUACUUCUUUCUUACGACCUAUUACCAUUCGAAUUGUCUAUAAUCAAAUCCUAUUCUCACCUCGUCGAAUUGAAUAUCUUUUGACUCAAAUCAAUACUCUCUUACUUGAAGCUGGUACUGGCAUAGCAGUAGGCAAGAUUCCUUUAUCUGAUACAAGUAGAGAUUCUCCUUUACCUGAUCCAACUACUGAUCUUCAUUGGUCCCUUUGGCGUGGUGCAAUUACUGAUAUUUUUUCUAUCAAUGCUGAAUCUCAUCCAGAUCGUCCUUGUGUAAUUGAAUCUUCUGAUUCUGGUACUGUUACAACUUUUACUUAUCAACAUAUACAUCAUGCUUCUAAUUUGGUGGCUCAUUAUCUAAUUGAUCAAGGUAUUCGUCGGGAAGAUGUUGUGAUGAUUUAUGCAUAUCGUGGUGUCGAUCUUGUUGUCGCUAUCAUGGGUGUUCUCAAGUCAGGUGCUACUUUUAGUGUCAUUGAUCCUGCUUAUCCUCCUGCAAGACAAGAAAUUUAUCUAUCCGUUGCCAAGCCUCGUGGAUUGAUUGUGAUUUCUGAAGCUGGUCAAAUUGCUUCAUCUGUGCGUGAAUAUAUUAAAAAGGAACAAGAUAUUGUUUGUGAAAUUCCUGGACUCAAGAUUCGUGCUGAUGGUCAAUUGGAUGGUGGUAUUUUACCUGAUACCCUAACUGAUUGUUUGAAUGGUGUCCGUUCCAAGGCUUCUGAAAAUACUGGUGUAGUUAUUGGUCCUGAUAGCAUUGGUACUCUUAGUUUUACGAGUGGAAGUACUGGUAUUCCCAAAGGUGUUCGUGGUCGUCACUUUUCACUAACUCAUUUCUAUCCUUGGAUGGGUGAAACUUUUGGAAUUUCGGAAAAAGAUCGAUUCACCAUGCUCUCUGGUAUUGCUCAUGAUCCCAUUCAACGUGAUAUCUUUACUCCAUUAUUUUUUGGUGCUGAAUUAUAUAUUCCUACUUCUGAAGAUAUUGGUAUCCCUGGUCAACUAGCUGAAUGGAUGAAUCGAACUCAAGUGACCAUCACUCAUUUAACACCUGCUAUGGGUCAGCUAUUAUCAUCUCAUGCUCAAAACGAAAUCCCAAGCCUACGUAAUGCCUUCUUCGUUGGUGAUAUCUUGACUAAGCGUGAUGCUGCUCGUAUUCAAAAAUAUGCUCCCAAUGUGGCUGUCAUCAAUAUGUAUGGUACAACUGAAACUCAACGAUCUGUAUCUCAUUAUGUGGUGCCUCCUCGUUCAACACAUCCAGCAUUCCUCAGUUCUCAAAAGGAAGUGAUCCCAGCUGGUACUGGAAUGGUGAAUGUACAAUUGUUAGUGGUCAACCGUCAUGAUCGUACUAAAAUGUGUGGUGUAGGAGAAAUUGGUGAAAUUUAUGUUCGUGCUCCCGGUUUGGCUGAAGGCUAUUUACGUCUACCCGAUGCAACGAAUGAAAAGUUUAUUCCUAAUUGGUUUGUGGAAAACCCCUAUGACAACGAUGAUGCCAACAAUGAUGAAGCUCUAGUGGAUGGUAAAGAAUGGAAACAACAUUGGCAAGGCAAGCGUGAUCGUAUGUACCGGUCUGGUGAUUUGGGGCGUUAUCGACCUGAUGGUACUGUGGAAUGUACAGGUCGUGCUGAUGAUCAAGUCAAGAUUCGUGGAUUCCGUAUUGAACUUGGUGAAAUCGAUACUCAUCUCUCACAACAUCCAAUGAUUCGUGAAAAUACCACUUUAGUGCGUCGAGACAAGAAUGAAGAACAAACUCUGGUGGCUUACUUUGUACCUGUGCAAAAUAUGGAUAAUGCCUUUGCUAGUCAAGAUGAUGGUGCUGGAUCUGAUAAUGAUUCUCCAACGACCGACGUUCGCUCUCGACAUCGUUAUAGAAGACUGAUCAAGGAUGUACGUGAUUAUCUAAAGAAGAAACUUCCUUCCUAUGCCAUCCCUUCGGUGUUUGUUCCUUUGGUACGUAUGCCAUUGACUCCCAAUGGUAAGGUAGACAAGAACGCCCUUCCCUUCCCAGAUACUGCUCAAUUCAAGGAUACUGGAAAAGAAAUUACUCCAUCUGCUGCUAUUCCCGAGAUGACCCCUGUAGAAAACUUGAUUCAUUCUAUUUGGCAACAACUUUUACCCUCACCUGAACCUGUGAUUGGUCUGGAUGAAAACUUUUUUGAUAUUGGUGGUCAUUCCCUGAUUGCUACUCGAUUGAUCUUUGAAAUCAGACAAAAGUGUCAAGUAGAUGCUCCUCUUGGUCUGGUGUUUGCUGAACCUACUAUUCGUGGACUUGCCCGUCAAGUUACCAAGUUACAAAAUAAUGAAGUCUUAUUGGCGGAAGAAGUAAAACAACAACAAGAAGAAGAAGGUCAGGAAAAGGAAGUGGUUGAUUAUGCUGCUGAUGUGGAAAUAUUAGCUGCUGAAUAUUUGGAAACGACUUAUCAACCUCUACUCGUCUCAUCAAGAAAUAACGCACAAGAAAGAAGGACCAUCGUUUUGACUGGGGCUACUGGAUUCUUGGGUGCCUUUAUUUUGGGCAAGCUAUUAGAUUAUGAUCAUACUCGUGUGAUUUGUGUGGUACGUGCAAAGGAUACGGCUGGAGCAUUUGAUCGUGUCAAAAAGGCCGCCAUGUCUCAUGGUGUAUGGAAGGAUGACUGGAUAAGCGAUGACAACAACAAGCGUGUAGAAGCAGUGUGUGGAGAUCUUGCAAGUGAUCGAUUAGGACUUGAUCAAGCGGAUUGGGAUCGUCUCUGUGGUGAAGCUGAUGCAGUGGUUCACAAUGGUGCUCUUGUACACUGGGUAUACCCUUAUCAUCAAUUACGUGCUCCUAAUGUCAUUGGUACUCUAUGGGCCAUGCGUUUGGCAUCUACGAUCAAGACCAAAUCGUUCCAUUUCGUUUCAUCGACUUCAGUAUUGGAUACUGCUCAUUAUGUUAGUUUUGGUAGUGAUCGUCUUGUUGCUGAAACAGAUGAUCUUGAAGGUUCUCGCGUUGGAUUGGAUGCUGGAUAUGGACAAAGCAAAUGGGUAGCUGAAAAGUUAAUUAUGGAGGCUCGACGACGUGGUAUGGCUGCUACUAUCAUUCGUCCUGGUUAUAUUUUGGGUGAAUCUCAUACUGGUGUCACCAAUACGGAUGAUUUCAUCUGGCGUUUAUUGAAGGGUUGUGUUGAAUUAGGUUUUAUUCCUUCUAUGGCUAACAUUGUCAAUCUGUGCUCUGUGGAUUAUGUGGCAUCCGUGGUAUCAUCUGUUGCAUAUUAUGAUGAAGAAUCAACCAAGCUUGAAGGUGGUGUCUUCCAAGUGACUCAUCCCUCAACAUUCACUUUCAACGACUUAUUCGGUACACUCCUAACCUAUGGAUAUGAUGUCAAGCAAACUGAAUAUAUUGAUUGGCGAAAUCGAUUAAUGGACUAUACAUUACAAUCUCAAGAUCACUCAUUGUUCCCUUUGCUUCACUUUGUCUUGGAUGAUCUUCCUACUUCUACCAAGAGUGCCUUGUUGGAUGAUACGCAUACCAAGACUAUUUUAGCUCACGAUAAGGUGAUCUGUCCUCUGAUGGGUGAUGAUCUGAUGGGAUUGUAUUAUGCUUAUCUUAUCAAAGCUGGAUUCUUACCUGAGCCUACUCUCCCAGCCACCAAGUCCCUACCUGUUUUGGAUGCUACUCAAGUGACUUUACUCAAGCGUAGUGGUGCUUCUCAUUAAUAGUUUUUUUUUUCUUUCUUUCUUUAUUUGUUUAUCUCUUUAUUUUUGUUUCCUUAUGAAACUUUGUAUAUUAUUUUUUUAUUAUUAUCAUCAUCAUCAUCAUUAUUAAUAAAAAAUAUACUUUGGUGUUAUGCUAG